GUCUCGUUAAACGCUCAAAACUCGCGCGUAAAUAAGAUGCUCGCUCGUUAAAAUCGUAUCAUCUCCGCGUCUGAACACUUAACGUCAAUUUCGGAAGAAAUGAACGCGACAGCGGAGCUACAAAUGAACACGGAAUCCGUUGUUGGUGCGCACGUCAAAGUUACGCCACGGCAAAGGGGCGUGUCUUUACGGAGAAGACCUCCAGAUUCCAGAUGUAACGCCAGGAGCGUCAAUUCAGGUUUUAAAUCUCCAGUACGUAACCCUAGUAUGGUGAAAUCUCCAGUGUGCCCUGUGGUAGAAGUCCAGGAGCUCAAGAAAACACUUGAUCGGCUGGAUUCAGAGAUCGACUUGUUGGAAAAGGAAGGAUUUGUUGUACAAGAGCUGGAUCAACACAUCGACCUGCUGCACGAAUACAAUGACAUCAAAGACAUCGGACAAACUCUGCUGGGCAGAUUAGCCGGCCUGCGUGGAGUGACCACACGAGACUUGUACAGUCACUUUGGCCUCGAGUUGGACGACUGACUGAGCUUCAUGAGAGGAGAUCGAGUAACUGGAAGGCAUCUUAAUACUGUUAGUGUUAUAUCUUUGUAUUUAUAGCAAAUACACCAGGUUGUUUUCUUCAUGCUGUUGUUGUGGUGGAUGAGAGAAAUUGAGACAUUUCAGUGAAAUUAACAUUCUUAAAGGAAUAGUUCCUUUAGCUAAAAAUGAUAAUCUGCUGAAA
Molecule: messenger RNA, 721 nt
Organism: Sinocyclocheilus anshuiensis
Lineage: Eukaryota; Metazoa; Chordata; Actinopteri; Cypriniformes; Cyprinidae
Product: DNA repair protein SWI5 homolog
Exons: 5
Coding region: 100-522 (140 amino acids)
Biological process (GO): double-strand break repair via homologous recombination
Cellular component (GO): Swi5-Swi2 complex; Swi5-Sfr1 complex
Source: RefSeq, a predicted model, not a curated record